AUGACUUCCCCUGACGCUGGGGCCAGAAGUGAGAAACAGAUGCUGCUGCAGGCGGACUGGACCUUGCUUUGCCUGGCUUGCAAUGAGACCAAAAGCAAGCUGAAGGCCCACAAGCAACACAGCCACACACCUGCCGUUGGUGGGGACUGCCCUCCGCUUCCUCAGGCAGAUAGCCGGGAAGCGGCCUUCCCCCUGCUCUCUUCCUCUUCCACACCAAUCCCCAAGAAGGCCCAUGGAUGUAGUGUUUGCAGCAAGCACGACCUGGAGACGCAGUUCCUAAUUCACAUCAGAGCCCUGCCCUUCCAUUGUGGGAAAUGGUUUAGGCGCCUCUCGCACCUCAAGCAACAUGACAUGAGUCAUGCGAUCACUCGCCCAUUCCAGUGUGUCAUAUGCCAGGAGGAGUUCAAGCACCUGACCAACUUGGCCUGCCACCAGCAAGGCCACAAGGGGGACAAGUCUCACCAGUGCAGCAUCUGCCACAAGUUUUUCUCCUGCUCGUACAAUCUUCUGAGGCACUAGCAAUGCCACCAGCCAGAAAUGGCUGCCAUCACCUAGCCUGAAGACUAGCUCAGCAACUCCUGCUUUGACAGACAGGAUCAAUCGGCUUUCCUGACCCAUCAGGAAGAGGAAGAGGAGGAGGGGACUGGAAUUUCCAAGGAGGUGCCAUCUGGCUUGUGAUGCAACUAGAGCUGGAAUACUAGAGCAUGUA
This is a messenger RNA of Rhineura floridana, 709 nucleotides long. RefSeq names its product zinc finger protein 579-like. NCBI's taxonomy places the organism in Eukaryota, Metazoa, Chordata, Lepidosauria, Squamata, Rhineuridae. Gene Ontology annotation, biological process: regulation of transcription by RNA polymerase II. The transcript has 2 exons. The coding region runs from base 1 to 519 and encodes 172 amino acids. The record is from RefSeq and is a predicted model, not a curated record. Gene Ontology annotation, molecular function: RNA polymerase II cis-regulatory region sequence-specific DNA binding; DNA-binding transcription factor activity.